UAUUGUAUUCUAAAACGGUGCGUGGUUCAAUAACCCACAGACGGCAAACGAGUAAAAUUAGCAUUUGAACAUUUUUAUCGCUGUUAUUCAGUAUUUAGAUAAAAUUAUCUUAAUAAUAUCUGUUUUAUUACUGUACUUUGUAUACCGAUAAGUUUUCCUUGAUAGUUGUAGAUUCAUUCGCGAUUCAGACGAGAAUAGAGUCACAUCUGUCACGAUGAGUGUUACCGAGCAAAGUGUUUUACCGCCUAACUAUAAUUACGGGAAGUUAGUGUUCGAACGAGUGCGACGGUAUAAGGAUCGUAUUUUCCAGAUCGAUGCAGUGACAGGUGAAGAAGAGAGCUACGGAUCAGUAUUGAAUCGCUCCAUCAGAUUAGCGCAAGCGCUGAGAGCGUUUGGUCUGAGCCCGGGAGAUGUCGUCGCUAUAAGCGGUCCUAACCAUUUGGAUAUUCACAUACCGUUUCAUGCAUCUCUAUAUAAUGGUUUCCCGAUUGUUGGCGUCGAUCCCUAUUUUAAAUAUGACGAAGUGCGUACUCUUUUUAACUUAACGAAACCAAAAAUAGUAUUUUGCCAAAAUGAAUCCUACGAUACUUUUGCGAAAGCAGCAGCGAGUCUCAAUUUGGAUGUUAAAUUAGUGACUUUCGACGAAGGAGAUCAUCAUAUGUCAAAAUUUUUACAAAUGUAUGAGUCGUCGGAACCGAAAGAAGAUUUCAAAGUGGCAGAGUACGACAUAGAAAAAAUAUGUCCCUAUCUUAUAUGUACUAGUGGUACUUCGGGAAAGUUAAAGAUUGCAGCCCUGAAAAAUAAAUCCAUGCUGCUAAAAGACGAACUGGUGACUAAAAACCAAGAUGAUUCAAUCAUCAUAAGGUUAUUGCUCCUGUCACCAAAUCAUUGGAUAUCAUUCUACUUUGCUUCGACUACCUCGGCGGCUACGGGAGGGACAUUAAUACUAACAUCCAAAUUUGAUAAUUACAUCUAUAACGUGGACCACGUUAUAGAUAUAAUUAAUAAAUACAGACCACACUCAGCACUUUUCAACCCUGCACUUAUAGCAUCUUUGAAAGCUCGGAAGGAAGACGUCGAUAUGACCUCCUUUCAAAUGAUCACUAUUACAGGGGCUAAGCUUUUUGAAGAUGUACGUCAAGAAUUCAAGAAACUUCUUGCCAAAGAUUGUCUGCUUGUGGAGUUGUAUGGUCAAACAGAAAUGAUUGGUCACGUUUUGGGUCCAAGUCCAUUGAGUUCCCAAGGCAGUUGUGGAGUGCCGAUGGAUAUGUUCGAUGUAAAGUUGGUCGAUCCAGACACUGGUGUGGAGAUAACGGAAGCAAACGUGACGGGUGAAAUUUAUGUGAAAGGGCCUGGUUUUUCGGGAUACUACAACGAUCCGGAGGAAACAGCAAACUGUUUCACGGAAGAUGGUUUUUAUAAAACAGGAGACCUGUUAUACCGAGACAAGGACAAUAAUUACUUCUAUGUCGAUCGUAUCAAGACACUGAUAAAGUAUCGAGGCAUACACAUAUAUCCCAUAGAAAUAGAAGAAGUAAUACGCGAACACCCAGCAGUAGCCGAAGUGUGUGUAGUCGGCAUAGACGCGCCUGUUGUUGGCGAAGUGCCAGCGGCUUGUGUUGUGAGACGCAAAGGCUAUGACGUCACUGCACAGGAGAUAAAGGAUCUAGUAGCAAGUAAGCUAUCGGAAAACAAGAAGCUCCGAGGAGGUGUACUGUUUCUCGACUGUUUACCCUAUACGUCAUCGGGAAAAAUUCGUAGAAUUAAACUUAGAGAAAUAGCUAUGCAGGCCAACAGAGAAUAAUAAUUA
Molecule: messenger RNA, 1810 nt
Organism: Bicyclus anynana (squinting bush brown)
Lineage: Eukaryota; Metazoa; Arthropoda; Insecta; Lepidoptera; Nymphalidae
Exons: 11
Coding region: 215-1804 (529 amino acids)
Biological process (GO): long-chain fatty acid metabolic process; fatty-acyl-CoA biosynthetic process
Molecular function (GO): long-chain fatty acid-CoA ligase activity
Source: RefSeq, a predicted model, not a curated record